Molecule: messenger RNA, 1342 nt
Organism: Spirodela intermedia
Lineage: Eukaryota; Viridiplantae; Streptophyta; Magnoliopsida; Alismatales; Araceae
Source: the annotation of a GenBank genome assembly
AUGCUCUCCUCUUCAUCCCUCCAUCUCCUCGCGCCGCCGCCUCACCGCUACCCCGCCGCCGUAGGCUAUGGGAAGGCCGCCGGACGUCGCAGCAGAGUAAGAGCGGGGACCUCCCGGGAGGAAAAUCCCGGAGCUCUCUCCCCCUCGCCGGCAGCGCCGCCGUCCUCUUCCCUAUCUCAACAUCGAGUUCCUCGGAGGUCGAUUUCUCUGGCGGGUUCCGCUGCCCUACUUCUCUGGUCCCUCCCAGGUAUUCUUACCCUUCUUCUCGGCUCCUCCGGCGAGAAACCCUAGCGUAGGAUCUCCGGUCCUUUUGUUUGCCUCGUUGUGUUCUUCACGGCGAUGGAGGAUUGAUAACCCAAGGUCUCCUGUGGUGGCAGCUUGCGCUGGAGUUCUAUCGGGGUUCCCCGGACUGGAGUCCGUGCCGGGGCCCGAGCUUCCUCAGAUCGACUUCCUCAACCGGUGGAAUGGUUCCGAUUCCAACACUGGCUUGGAGGAUUUAUGCGGUUGAUAAUGUUCGUCUUAGGGCGCCGAGUUUCUAGAUCGAUGAAUUCCUCCGCUCCCUUCCCCCUUUUGCAGAAGAAAAACGGAAGAAGUACGAAGAGCUGGACUCGAGGUUUCGAUCGUCUUCCGUGCUGAAAGAGCUGCUAGAGAAAUCUAAGCAGAACAAGGACAGGUCUCAAUUCUCUCCUCAACCUAUUUACGAAUCCAAACACAUAUUUCCUGCCAUGGAAUGUAAAAUCAUCAUCUAACUGGAAGAAUGUUCAUGAACUAGAGUGCUCAUAUCUUUCUUGGGUCUCUGAGUCUUGUGCAUGUCGGGGAUUUCCACCAUCAGUUCUUCGGAUUCCCUAGGGACGCUUUAUCUGCAAGCUUGAUCUGUUUAUCUCUCUAGAUUCAACUCAAAUCGGCAAGCUUUGUUUCUACACCACCUUCCUGUGAUCAGAACAUUGGAUCAAUCUUUCAUCCAUGAAGGGAUAGGAAAGAUAUUCGAUGAAAUAUCUGAAAUCUCAUCCAAACAUCAGUUCCUGACAGGAUCUAGUUCUUGUCGUGGAGAAUUCUCAUCUUCUGCUACAACUCAUGGAUAGAGGAGCUCUUGUCAUUGAUUUCCUCCCGGCCUGGCACAGAAUCUGCCCUAGAGAUGAACCCAGAAGGCUUCCUAGUAGUCACACCAUUUGUGAUCUGUGCUUUCUGCUGUGAUGAUUUCAGGAACAAGAGGGCGAUUCAGGAUAAGUACUGUAUCCGUGGCGCCGAGUGGGGCGUCGGCGACUGUUCGACUGAUGGGAUGACACAGGACGAGAAGGACGCAUUCAUCAAGGAGUUGAAGAAGAGGAGUGGAGUCGAGUGA